Trichomonas vaginalis G3 is the source of this 243-nucleotide messenger RNA. RefSeq lists its product as uncharacterized. The transcript has a single exon. NCBI's taxonomy places the organism in Eukaryota, Parabasalia, Trichomonadida, Trichomonadidae. The record is from RefSeq and is a predicted model, not a curated record. Bases 1 to 243 code for a protein of 80 amino acids.
AUGGUACACGAUUUUCCCGGCGAUUUAUGCUCAGAAACCGACAAAAGUCCAUGUCUCAGAGUACUAAUCUCAACUUAUUCUUCGAGUUUACGAUCAUGCGGCGCUUUUAGCGUUAUUAAUGCAGGCAUCCAUAUGUUCAUGGUCGCAUUACUCUAUUUGUCCUGCAAACAGAUUCUUAAAAAGAAAAAAGUUAAAUUGCAAACGCAGAACAUUCCAACGCGUACUGCUAACUCAAUGCUAUAG